Molecule: messenger RNA, 2148 nt
Organism: Cicer arietinum (chickpea)
Lineage: Eukaryota; Viridiplantae; Streptophyta; Magnoliopsida; Fabales; Fabaceae
Biological process (GO): telomere maintenance; DNA repair
Molecular function (GO): DNA helicase activity
Source: RefSeq, a predicted model, not a curated record
AUGGAGAAAAGCCAAAAAUUUGCACAACUUUAUAUACAUGACACAGAAAAUGAAAUCUCAAAUAGAUUAGGUUUUAUCCAAGGUGAUAACGAAAAUAAUCUUCUUCAAGAGAAACUGGUAACAAACAUUUUGCAUAUGCUGGACAAUCACAAUGUCUUGGUAAAAUCAUUUAGGAUGGUCAGAGAUAAAUAUGAUCACCAUGAUGUCGGAGAAUUGAAACUAAGAUUGCUUAGCAAUAGGUUGACUGAUGGGAGACAAAAUAACCUGCCCUCUUGCUCAGAAGUUGCUGCGCUUUUAGUUGAUCAAACCUCAAAUGAAGAAAGUCAUCGCGAUAUAAUUGUUGAACACAAAACAACUGGUCUUCGAAGAAUUACAGAAUUGCACCCAAGUUUCAUGGCACUACAAUAUCCAUUAUUAUUUCCAUAUGGAGAAGAUGGUUAUAGGAUUGGGAUAAGUCAUCGAAAUCCAGAAACAGGGAGUUGUUACAGGCGAAAAACAGUUACUAUGAGACAAUAUUAUUCUUUUCGCUUGCAACAACGAGCUGGAAAGGCACAAACAUUGUUACGGAGUGGGCGUUUGUUCCAACAGUACAUGGUAGAUGCUUAUGCUUCGAUCGAAGAAGUUAGAAUCAAUUGGAUUAGAAAGAAUCAAAAGCAAUUGCGUGCAGAACUAUAUAAUGGAUUGAGAGAUGCUAUUAAUCAAGGAGAUGUCAUGACAAAUUCGGUUGGUAGAAUGACAAUUCUUCCAUCGUCUUAUACUGGUGGACCGCGAUAUCGUGUUCAAAAUUACCAGAAAUACAAUUUUUUCCUUGAAACUGUUGAAGGACAAAAAAGUGAAGACAUACCUGACAUUAUUAGUCGUGUUUUCUCUAUUAAGUUAUGGGAGCUAAUCAAUGAUAUUAAACGUCAACAAAUAUUUGGUAAAGUCACAACAGAUAAAAUACAAACACCAUCUAAGAUUGAUGAUACCAUAUCGGCAGAAAUUCCGGAUAAAGAUAUUGACCCUCUUACUUUUAGUGCAGUUGAACGAUUUAUGAUACAUGGACCAUGUGGUAUUUUAAAUAAAAAAUCUCUGUGUAUGGUUAAUGGAAAAUGUGGGAAGCACUAUCCAAAGAGAUUUCAUGAUAAAACAUCAAUAGAUGAAGAUGGGUUCCCUAUAUAUAUGCGACGAAAUGGUGGUCGAUAUAUCUUGAAGAAUGGUAGCCAACUUGAUAGUCGGUAUGUGGUCCCAUACAAUAGACAUCUUUUGAUAAAAUAUGAUGCCCAUAUUAAUUUUGAGCUUUGCAAUCGUUCUAGAUCAAUUAAAUAUCUUUUCAAAUAUAUCAACAAAGGUCCCGAUCGAGUUAGAGCAGUCAUCUCUAAUGUAGAAAACUUUGAUAACAGUUCAACAAGUUCAAUGCACUUUCGCGAUGAAAUUAAAGAGUAUCUUGACUGUAGAUACAUUUCUCCAUCAGAGGCUUCGUGGAGAAUUUUCAAGUUUAAUAUGUUUUUUAGAGAACCAGCAGUCGAACGCCUUUCCUUUCACCUCCAUGGGCAGCAAACAAUAUAUUUUCCAGAAUCUAUACGUAUUUCUACCAUUUUAAAUAGAGAAGGAAUUGAAACCACGAUGCAACGCCGACUACUAAACUUCCCCGACCUCCAUUUGUCAGAUGACCAAUUAAAAAACUAUGCGCUUUCAGAGAUACAAAAACAUCUUAGAAAGGUCGGCAAGUCUUUGGAAGAUUACAAAGGAAUGGCCAUUCCCAAUAGCAAUGUAAUUGAGGAACUGAACAACCGACUUAUUACGGAGGAGCUAAAUUAUGAUAUGUUAAAAAUGCAUGAAGAAUACUCUCAGUUGCUACACGGUCUUAAUUCAGAUCAAAAGGCAAUUCAUGAUUUUGUGCUUCAAUCAAUUACCUUGAACUUUGGAAAGUUAUUCUUUGUGUAUGGUUCUGGUGGAACGGGAAAAACUUACCUUUGGCGAACACUACUUGCAAAAUUAAGAUCAGAAGGUAAGAUUGCUCUAGCUGUUGCAACCUCUGGCGUUGUUGCUCUAUUACUACCGGGUGGCCGAACUGCACAUUGUAGAUUUCAAUUACCUUUGAAUCCAAAUGAGGCUUCAACAUGUUCAAUCAAUAAAGGCACCCAUGGCCAACAAAUAUUGCUUUGA